CUGCUAUUGUGAACUGCAAAAACAGCUGGCGUUUUGAGUGCACUUCGUUUUUAAACAAAUUAGAACUGCACUUUACAAUCAAAUCUUUAGAUGGCUAACCACUACCAAUAACAAAGGCUACAAAUCGCAAUGGAUUCCUCUUCGUGCUGCUUACUCUGCAUGUGCGAGUAUCCGGCCAUGAUGGGGGACUAUAUAGACGUACAGUCCGCGCGGGCCGUCCAACUGGAGGUGGCCAGGAUCGUCAACCAGCACUUUCCCUUCCAGAUCUCCAAGGACAGUCACGAAAGGAUCUGUGGGCGCUGCUGGAAAACCGUCUCCGAUUUUCACACAUUGCACGAGUUCGUGAGUGCAGCGCAGCAUUCCUUGCAGGAAACCAAAGUGCUGCUCAUGGAGGAUGAUCCCCUCACACAGGGAACCUCCACCUUUCCGGAAACUGUAAAGUUGCCAACUCUGGAGGAGGAACGGUUGCAGGAGCCACCGGAACAGCUUGGUGGGCGGGACUUCUUCUACCCGGAGGUGAAGAUAGAGGAGCACGAACUCGACCACCUACCCCGCAUCGAGAUCCUCGAGAGCACAGCCAACACGCAAGAAUCUCAGGAUGCAGUGGAAGGCACAGCCAGACGCUUGAGGAAGCGCUUAAAGGCAGAGGAAGGAUCGUCUGGGGAAAAGGAUAAGGAUGAGGAUGAUGCAGAAGCAACUGCAGAGCCGGCGCCACCCAAAAAGAGACGCGGACGUCCCCGGAAAGCAGACACAGCCAUUGCCCCUGCCCAGAAACCGAAAGAAGACGUCAAACUUGACCUAAAGGCAGAGGAGCUCGACGAGUUCUUGGAAGAGGCCGCGGACCCCGACUUUUCAGGUCUGUUGCAUAGCGAUGACUCCUCCGAGGAUGACAACUACGGAGGCAGCGGUGGCUCCGACUCGGACUUUGAGCUAGACAAUCCCGAAAAGCAGGAGUUUGCCGUGCUGCCCAAGAGAACGGUGGUGCGGCCCAAGAAGUACAAGAAGCGGACGAAACCGGCGGAGCCGAAAGUGCGCAUGUCCCGCGAACUGCUGGAGCAGCGCAAGAAACAGCAGGAGGAGUACGACGUCAUCAUCGCCAAGUUCUUUACCAGCGUGCUGCCUUGUGCCAUCUGUAAUCUGUUGGUACACAACUUCACCGAGAUGCAGCGCCACCACCGACUGACCCACCAGGUGGAUCCCGGCUACAUGAUGUGCUGCGGCCGCAAGUUCACGCAGCGCAAAGUGCUGGCCGAGCAUGUGCUCGUCCAUUGGAAUCCGGAGCACUUUAAGUGCAGCGUCUGCGAGAAGUCAUUCCAGAACUCACGGCACCUGGAAUCCCACCAGCAGGUGCACAUGGAUCCAGCCAUCAAGCUGACUUUCAGCUGCGACCUGUGCUCGAAGACCUUCCUCAGCAAGACGGCCAUCGACUACCACAAGCUGAACAAGCAUGUGCCCAAGUCGGAGUUCAAGUUCACCUGUUCCGAGUGCAAUAAAAAAUUCCUCACCGAGCGCAAGCUGAAAAAUCACAUGAGCUCCAUGCACGACCCAGAGAGCACCAUCAUCUGCGACAAGUGCGGCAAGCAGAUGCGCACCAAGAUCAUCCUGAAGAAGCACCAGGAGCUGAUGCAUUCGGACAAGCCGCGCCCGGAGCCAGAGCUAAAGCAGUGCCAGAUUUGUGGAGCCUGGCUAAAGGGCAUGACCGGUCUGAAGCAGCACAUGAAGAGCAUCCAUGUGGAGAGUGCGGGCGAGCAUCGCUGCCACAUUUGCGCCAAGGUGUCGCCGAAUGCCAGGGCUCUCAGGCGUCACAUCUACCACAAUCACGAGUGCGAGCGCAAGUUCAAGUGCACCAUGUGCGAAAAGGCCUUUAAACGGCCGCAAGAGCUGAAGGAACACACAUCCACACACACCGGCGAGGUCCUAUACACCUGUCCGAAUUGCCCGAUGACAUUCUUCUGCAGCGCCAACAUGUACAAGCAUCGCCAGCGAUUGCAUCGCGCCCAAUAUGAGGCGGACAAGAACCAGCCCAAGCCCCCCAAUAUUCUGAAGAUAUCGCGCAACGCCUCCUCGCAAAACAAACCCAAACAGGAGAUCUAGCACCUAAAGAUAGGUAUUUCAAAUAUAUAAACGCUUUCUUUCACUUUCACAGAAUUCGAUCGAGCUCAUACAAUUGUUUAGCACUAUCAUUUAUAAAUCCAUUUUCAUACUUAAAGCAAUUUUUCAAAAUUAUUUCUCUAAAAGAAUUAUUUUCUUUGGAGUAAAUCCAAUCUGUGAAAGUUAAAAGCGUUUCAACCCUUUAGUUUUAGAAUAAAAGUAUUGAAUAAAUGCGAACUGGACUCGGCUCCAGCUCAAAAUCAA
Molecule: messenger RNA, 2355 nt
Organism: Drosophila subpulchrella
Lineage: Eukaryota; Metazoa; Arthropoda; Insecta; Diptera; Drosophilidae
Product: transcription factor grauzone
Exons: 4
Coding region: 130-2094 (654 amino acids)
Cellular component (GO): nucleus
Molecular function (GO): zinc ion binding; DNA-binding transcription factor activity
Source: RefSeq, a predicted model, not a curated record